AAAUCUUUGAUGUUAUGCAGUAGGAUAAGGUCGACUAUUGGGUACGUCACGCAGGACGUAGAGGAGGAAAUGAUAGCUGGCAGGUGAGACGGCAACAUGUGCUGGGACAGCCGAUUCGGCAAGAUCUUCGACACUCCUUUCGCUCGUCGAGUGCGCCGGCUCUACAUGGAAAAUAAUUUGCUUGUGUUUGGAGUCGUCGGUCAUAUAAUGUCUGCCAUGGUGUUCUUCGAUAUGGUCGAGAAGCUGUGCGGGGGCUCAGACACAACUUGGUCUCCGCUUCGACUACUAGGACCUCCGAUGUGGCUCCCGCUGAGAACUGCCACAGGAAAGUUGAUGGCCGCUCAAACAUUGGUGCACAGUGCAAUGUACUUUUUCGCGUGUUACUAUCUGGUGCAAUCGAGAUACCGGAAAAACAUCAGGCUAAUGGGUCCCUGGAUUGUUAUGCACUGUUUCUUCAUGGUAUAUCAAAUAGUCCUCGUAAUGGAGAACCGGGAUGACUACGAACUCUGGGAAGCCUUGUUAGCGCUUUCGGAUUUCCUUAUAAACGUGGUGGUGGUGCUGAUUGCAACCCAUACUGGAAUACAUUGGAUACCGAGUCGCCCACCACAGCUUGCUGCAGCAGGUGUCCCUGUGAGCACUGAACUUCAACCUCUGUAUGCACAUACAACCGAAGAAAAUCCAGAGAGUACUGGUCAUUCUGCCGAGACAGUAUUGGUCACUGAUGAGGCGUGGACCCUGACCCCGCCACCGUCUUACGAAGACGCCGUCCGAACACCGUCGCACGCAACUGGUGCCACCACGUUUUGGCAGCAGGAGAACCAAGGUGGAGCCAUAAACGUCAGUUGGCCGUGGCGCUGGAGGUUAUUUCGCGAGGCAGCCAGGGCGGCGGCAGCGGCGACAGUGACAGGUGGUAUCGAGCUCCAAACGUUGGGAGUUAUAACUGCUGCCCAGUCGGAAACAACUGAAGCUACAACUGCUGCGGAGCUGCAGACAUCGGAAACUGGAAUCGCUGUUGCUGAGCCGCAGCCGUCUAGUGGCAGUGAACACGAUAGCGCGCGCCGCACCGGGUGGCUCAGUCGUUGGCGGUGGAGACGGCUUCUCGAAGCAACGAGAACUGCUGCAGAGGAACGAUCCAGUAGCGGCGGACAGGAGCCGCAGCAGCUGUCAGCGCCUCGGCGGCGUGCUGUUGGUGGGUCGGAGCCUUCCGCUGACCAGCCACUGCUCCAGCCGUCACACUAGCUGACUGCUUGUCUGCGUUUUACGUGUGUUGUAUUGUACUUCAGGUGUUAAAAAAUAGACUACCUACGGCUUGAUUUAAACAAUAAUUUGAAAAAUCUUGUACUGCAUGUGAUCAACUCACAAUGAAGUACUAUUUUUAAAAUUUAACUUCCACUCUUAUGUUGAACAGGGUGGUUUUUAUCGUGUUCCUCAUAAUGUAUGCAGGAAAACCUUUUGCUUCUGAGUUUUGUUGAUAAAAACGUGUGAAAAAUAUUUUGUACUGCAUGCCAUCAUCGCAGAAUUCUUCGUGUCACUGAGUGCCAUUUUUAAAAUUGUUUACUUCGGUGUAGGAACUAUAAAUGAAAACACAUAAUUAGGCUAUGACUUCAUAGUUUUUCUUUUCUUAACUACACACUCCUACAUACAUGCCAGUAAGUCCUUGAAGCAUUAAAUAACGCAGACAUUUGCACUUAAAAAGAAACUUGAUAGAACCUGUUCUAUUACAAGAACUCUUCAUAUUCCCCAGACACAUUGCAGUUCUGAUUUAUUCUCGAAAUAAAGCAGCUUCACCCAUGUAUAUAUUGGUGCUAUUACUAUAGACUGACUCGAUCGCAGUCGAGUUGAGGCGAACGUGCUGCAAUGACAACUUCAAGGACCUGUCUGUAGCAGAAAUACUCAGCAUCAAGAAAGUCAAUUUCCCCCACUAGAACUGACGACCUGAACCAAAUACCUUGAAAUUAGUCGUAAAAGAGAUUCUCGGUUUCAGCUAAUCUAAAUAAGACAUCUGUCAUAUGCAUACAAGAUGGCCGCCGAGUGAGA
This is a messenger RNA of Schistocerca gregaria, 2037 nucleotides long. RefSeq lists its product as uncharacterized. The coding region runs from base 97 to 1239 and encodes 380 amino acids. Lineage: Eukaryota; Metazoa; Arthropoda; Insecta; Orthoptera; Acrididae. The record is from RefSeq and is a predicted model, not a curated record. The transcript is spliced from 5 exons.